AUGCGAGCUUACUUCUAUGAUGGCCUUCCCGGCGACCAGCGCCUCCCUCAUAACUCGGGCAUGCCCGUCAGUGUUGACGAUCUCAUGAACAUCGGUGUCUACUACUACCACCUCCCUGAGCUCGAGUCGGUCGAUAACCUUGCCAAGGAGCGUGGCUACAAGAACCGCGACGAGAUCACUGUCUCUCCCCAAGCCAUGGGUGACAUUUACGAAACCAAGGUCAAGUCCUUCUUCGCCGAGCACUUGCACGAGGACGAGGAGAUUCGAUACAUUCGUGGUGGCCGUGGAUACUUUGAUGUCCGAAGCAAGGAUGACGACUGGGUGCGCGUGUUGCUCGAGAAGGAUGACCUUCUUAUCCUACCUCCAGGCAUUUACCACCGCUUCACUACUGAUGAGAGCAACUAUGUUCAUGCCAUGAGACUGUUCAAGGAGGACCCCAAGUGGACGCCUCUGAACCGAGGCCCCGAUGUCGACAAGAACGAGCACCGACAGGAAUAUGUGAAGCAGUUCCUGGGUGAGCCCAACCAGUAA
Fusarium mangiferae is the source of this 531-nucleotide messenger RNA. RefSeq lists its product as uncharacterized. Gene Ontology annotation, molecular function: acireductone dioxygenase [iron(II)-requiring] activity. The transcript is spliced from 3 exons. Bases 1 to 531 code for a protein of 176 amino acids. NCBI's taxonomy places the organism in Eukaryota, Fungi, Ascomycota, Sordariomycetes, Hypocreales, Nectriaceae. The record is from RefSeq and is a predicted model, not a curated record.